CUCAAGUACAUAUAAAUAGCUGCAACGGGCAAGACAGUUCACUUCUGAGAGUGAGAGUGGAACGUGAGGGUACAACAUGAGGCUCUCCAUAUCCCUGUCGGCUGUGCUUCUUGCUGGGCUGGUAACUGCUGCUCCGACUGAAGAUGGAGGAAGUGACACCACCACUACUACUGAAACCACCGUCAGAAACCUGAAGCCCAGCUUGUUAUCUCAACGACACCGGCCUGUGACCGCUUCUCCAGACACAGAGGGCAACCAGGACGACACAACCAGCUUCCGUCGCACUGUUUCUGAACGACGAGCCUCACUGGCAGCCAUCCAAGGGGACAGAGACGACACAGACAGCCCCCGUCGCACCGUUCCUGAACGACGCCCCUUAACUGACGCACAGAGAGACCAAGACGACGCAUCCAGUGGCAGUGAUUCAACACGAUUGGAAUCUUCACCCAUCGACGCUGACGCUCCUGAGGCUGACGCCUCAACGACAGACACCCACGAUAACGAAGAAACACCCGUCCGUGGUCCUCAAGGUCGCCGCCCAACUCCAUUCUUCUCAAGGCGCCAUGGUGCAGGUCGCUCCAACUCUACCUUGACUGAUGAAGCAGCAAACGAGCCCAGCGCACAGGCCGACACUUCCAGCAAGGGAGAAGAGACCAAACUCAGCGACUUGCUCAGUAGCGAGGGCAGCCACUCUAGGCCAGUCCGAGGCACAGAGGCGCAGGACGACAAGGAUACUACAGCCCUUAAGCCGAAGGAGGACUCAAGCGGUUCAAGAAAGAACGAAUCUCUCUCCAGUAAGUUGGCUGCUGGAACUACAAUACUCACCACCACCACUACAAAAACUGGUUCCUCUACCUCGGAGACCGGUUCCUCCACAACAGAAACCGGUUCCUCCACAACAGAGACCGGUUCCUCUACAACAGAGACCGGUUCCUCCACAGUAGAGACCGGUUCCACCACAGAAACCGGUCCCUCCACCACAGUCCAUCCACGACGCAUCCUUCAGUAACUAGUCCCACGCCGAGGCCUAAACCCCAACUGGAUUCCCCACUUAGGCUUACUACACUAAUUUAUUCCUCCACUUAGGAUUUUAGACCCAACACCGAAGCCUAUUGCAACAACUGAUUCCUCCAUCUAUGAAAAAGUUCGCCUCCAAAGCUUACUCCAGUGACCAAUACUUCUACCUAAACCCACCACAAAGACCUACUGUCGUAGGUUGAUUGAAGUGUCUAGUUUUGCUAGUCACUGGCUUAUUAUCCACAACAAGUGUUGUGAAGCAUCAUUACGACAAGAAAAUCUACUUUACGUUCUUCAUUAUGGAAUCUUUCUUCUAUAUUCAGUUUUUUCCUAUGAAAAAUAGAGUAUAGACGUUCUGCUC
Cherax quadricarinatus is the source of this 1378-nucleotide messenger RNA. RefSeq names its product mucin-21. Lineage: Eukaryota; Metazoa; Arthropoda; Malacostraca; Decapoda; Parastacidae. The record is from RefSeq and is a predicted model, not a curated record.